Molecule: messenger RNA, 834 nt
Organism: Chenopodium quinoa (quinoa)
Lineage: Eukaryota; Viridiplantae; Streptophyta; Magnoliopsida; Caryophyllales; Amaranthaceae
Product: putative ER lumen protein-retaining receptor C28H8.4
Exons: 5
Coding region: 44-826 (260 amino acids)
Biological process (GO): protein retention in ER lumen
Cellular component (GO): membrane
Molecular function (GO): ER lumen protein retrieval receptor activity
Source: RefSeq, a predicted model, not a curated record
UUCACCCUUCCCAUAUUUUUGCAUUUUAUCAGAAUUUCAUUUAAUGGGAAAACGAAGGGGUACAUCACCAGUAAAAGCGUUAACCCAAUGGUUUCAAAGACGAUCUUUUAUUUUUAAAUUUAUUUUGGGAGCCAUAAUAACCUUGUUUAGUUUGGUGGCAUUAAAAUUAAGUGUAAGAAAUCAUGAUAAUCUUUUUGUUGCCUCUGAAAUUGUUCAUGCUCUUGGGAUUUUGAUCUUGAUUUAUAAGCUCACCAUUCAUCGAUCUUGUUCUGGGUUGUCACUAAAAUCUCAAGAACUAACAGCUAUAUUUUUAGCUGCAAGACUUGUAUGUAGUGUUAUGAUUGAAGGUGACAUUCAUACAUUUCUGGACUCCUUAACUCUGGCUGCUACUAUUUGGGUGAUUUAUAUGUUACGAUUCAAGUUGAAUGCUUCUUAUAAUAAAGAGCUCGACACCAUGCCCCUCUACUAUGUGGUUAUACCUUGUGCCAUACUAUCAAUUUUCGUGCACUCUCAAUCACUUUGGCCUCUUUUAGCUCGUGUUCUUUGGUCGUUUUGUCUGUGCGUUGAAGCCAUUUCAGUGUUACCUCAACUUCGGUUUAUGCAAAACGCAAAGAUGGUUGAAUCAUUUACAGCUCAUUAUGUUUUCGCCUUGGGUAUUUCAAGGUUCGUGGGAUGUGCUAACUGGAUCUUUAAGAUAUACGAAACAGGUGGAAAAUAUCUAGUGUUAGCAGGCAAAGGACAUCUUUAUAUACUGCUAAUAUUAGUUGCUGAGAUUGUUCAAACUUUCAUAUUGGCAGACUUUUGUUAUUAUUACAUCAAGAGGUAAAUUACGAA